AUGCAACAACCGUUUCCUGACCUCAUGAUGGAUGAUAUGGCUACCUUGCAGGGAGGAAAUCCUCUCCUUACAGGAGAUCCGUUGAUUUCUCAGGCCGGUGCUCAUCCAUCACCUCAUCUCACCGGUGGCAGCCAAAUGAGCCCCGACAUCCAGUGGGACCAGUCUGGCUUCAGCCCUGAAGGACAUAACGGGCUACAUCAGCAACAUAUGGACUUUUCCUGA
Cylicostephanus goldi is the source of this 222-nucleotide messenger RNA. The record is from the annotation of a GenBank genome assembly. Lineage: Eukaryota; Metazoa; Nematoda; Chromadorea; Rhabditida; Strongylidae.